AUGAGGUUGACUUCCAGUUGGUCUUGCGGAUGUAAUAAAGGUGACUAAUCCUUGGUGUUUUAAGUCAUUUGAUGUUUUGGGGGCCGAUUUGAUGACUCAGUUUUAUUUCAAUCUAUUUGCCAGCAGUUUUUGUGCUUAUUUAUAUGUUUACGUCUGUGACUGGUUUCUCUGAGUGAUGGUUAUGUAAUUCUGCCGGGCAAGACUGGUUCUGGAGUUGAUGUCAUUUGUUGCUAUUGCUCGUUACCUCUCUACUCAUCUCGCUUCUCUUUGACUAAUCCGCUUAUAGUUUUAUGCACUUUGUUAUUUAAUUUGACUAAUAUAUCCUCCGUAAAGUGAAUGUUAAUUUUGCCUGAGGCUGUUUUCAAAUGGUCCUGUUGACAAAAAAAGGUUGCUGUUGGCCCGUUUUUUAGCGUAAAUGUCUCCCUCUGACUAUUUUGAUAGCUUUCGCUUGCGUUUGUUUUUGCGACUGUUAUUUCUGCCCAACCCAAAUAUAGACUCUCAUAUCCGUUAAAGGACCCCACCAACUACAUUUGAAUCGAGUUUUUACGGCUUGGAGGUGCGCCUCGCCAAAAGUUGCGAAAAUCCCGCGAAAAAAAUAAAUACAAAAAAUAAUCGAGAAUUUUUCUCGAAAAUGCAAAAUUGAAGAAAGUUUGAGCUAGUUCAUGUUCCAAAGUUGCUGAAAACGCUUCUUGUUCACGUGGAUCCUGCCGACACUCAUUCGGAUGCUCUUGGGGAAAGUCUGAUGUAAGUUUUUCUUGGGUUUUGCAUGGUUUUUCACGUUUAGGUAGGAGUGAAGUAUCUUGCACAAUAUUUCGGCUUUUCUUUUGAAAAACGGCCCGAACGAAAUGUUGAGGAGCAAGUUUUGGACUCAAGGCUUGUGUGUAUUCCAUUUUCUUGCCCUGUUAUUGCAGUGUUUGCCCAUUUAGAGAUAUUUUAAUUAUUUUAGUCAAGUCUUUCAAUUUCAGAGUUGUUCAAUCGCCGAGAACGCGAUGCAUGAAGAAGAAUUCUCUUCAUUCAGAUUCCUUGGCAUCAAGAUUCGAGUCAGAGACGUUAUCUAUGGGAUAUUCAUGUAAGAUAAUGUGUUAUUUACUUUUUUGCUAAAAUUUUCGGUACGUAAUUUCUCAGCCCCUAUGCAUUUAAUUUCAGACUGGGACUUGUCUUCGCGAAUCAAUGGCUCUGCGAGGGAAACGAAAACGGGUUGUACACCAGCAUAUUGA
This is a messenger RNA of Bursaphelenchus xylophilus (pine wood nematode), 1217 nucleotides long. The record is from the annotation of a GenBank genome assembly. NCBI's taxonomy places the organism in Eukaryota, Metazoa, Nematoda, Chromadorea, Rhabditida, Aphelenchoididae.